Trichomycterus rosablanca is the source of this 430-nucleotide messenger RNA. RefSeq names its product MIA SH3 domain containing (gene mia). The record is from RefSeq and is a predicted model, not a curated record. Bases 1 to 396 code for a protein of 131 amino acids. Gene Ontology annotation, biological process: extracellular matrix organization. NCBI's taxonomy places the organism in Eukaryota, Metazoa, Chordata, Actinopteri, Siluriformes, Trichomycteridae. The transcript is spliced from 4 exons. Gene Ontology annotation, molecular function: protein binding.
AUGGGAUGCUGUAUGAACUGGAUUCUGCUCUUGGUUCUGUGUGUCCUGCUGCCGGUCCACACACGGGCUGGCAGGCAGAUGCCCAAACUGUCCAACAAGAAGAAGUGCGCUGAUGAAGACUGCAGUCAUCCCAUCCUCAUCGCUAGAGCUUUGCAGGAUUAUUAUCCCCAGGACUGUCGCUUUAUUCCCAUCCAACAAGGCCAGCUCGUCUACGUCUACGCUAUGCUGAAGGACCAGGGCAACCUCUUUUGGGCUGGCAGUGUCCAGGGGUCGUACUAUAGUGAUCAGGAGGCCCGGAUUGGACAUUUUCCCAGCAGCGUUGUUGAAGAGACCCAUGCUUUAAUGCCUGCAGAGGUCGAGGUCAAAACAACCAAAUGGGAUUUUUACUGUCACUGAGACGCCGACAUCUUUCAAAGACUGGAUUCUGUGG